Messenger RNA from Sycon ciliatum, 3881 nucleotides. RefSeq lists its product as uncharacterized. Gene Ontology annotation, molecular function: calcium ion binding; signaling receptor binding. NCBI's taxonomy places the organism in Eukaryota, Metazoa, Porifera, Calcarea, Leucosolenida, Sycettidae. The coding region runs from base 290 to 3352 and encodes 1020 amino acids. Gene Ontology annotation, cellular component: cell surface; extracellular region. Gene Ontology annotation, biological process: anatomical structure development. The transcript has 10 exons. The record is from RefSeq and is a predicted model, not a curated record.
GAAGGAGAAUUUUUUCUCAGCUGGGGCCUGUGUGUGUGUGUGGGAGAGUCUGCACCUCGUUGAGUUUUCAGGUUGCAGAAGAUCUCAAUCCUGGAAAACAAUACGUCCCAUAAUCCCCGUGUUCCUCCGUACGAACCCUGUGUGACUUGCUGUGUAGUCUUGCGCUAUUUGAAUGAGCCUGUUGCAAACGACGUCCCGUUAGCGAGAUCGCCAUCACCGAAAUUGCUGGCUGAAACAGCCAACUAACUUCGAAUCAGUGCUUCCUUGCGUCAGCUAGCAGUGAGCCACCAUGUCAAAUCACCAGCACCUGCUGUCGGCGAACAACCUCGUCUUGUUGGUUGUUGGAGUUCUCUACUGCGUCUCCGCGUCAGCGAACGGUCAGUGUCUCACAAGUGACGACUGCAUCGCACCCUCGGGCUUGACUCGCUGUAACGUCACAUCAGGACAAUGCGACUGCACGUUCGCUAACUUUCGCCAUGGCCUUAUUUGCGAUAAAGUUUGCACGGAUACUGGGUUGAAAGGCCAUUGCAUCAAAGGAGUUUGUAAUCAAAGCGACGUCAGUUUCGACCUGUAUUUUGGCUUGUGCAAGUGCGACCGUGGCUGGUCCGAGGAUGACACUGGACGUUGCACAAUACCCACGUGCAAUCGGCCGUGCCUGAAUGGAGGUGCGUGUGUUGAGCCGAACAAGUGUCGGUGUGUUGACGGGUUCACUGGAGACCAAUGCGAAAUGAAAUUGCAGUGCACCGUGCUGCCAGCACCUGACCGCGGCAGAACGGCACUGGACAUGCAGAACGGCAUACGGUACCAGACGUUUGACUGCGACGACGGCUACGUGGUCAACGGCAGCCGGGUCAGCAUCUGCGAGAACAGCAGAUGGAACCCGCCAACUCCUCCGACGUGUGUUGAUCAAGAUGAGUGUUCAGCCGGACUACACCAGUGCGAGCGUCACUGCGGUAUGUGUAAGAACACGCUGGGGUCGUACGUCUGCAAUGUAUCUCCAGAGAACGCAGACCUAGUCUAUGAUGCCGAGAAGGGACGAUGCUGUCAGCGAGGAGAAGCGUGUGGCGAGAUCAGCUGCUUCCCGUACCAGCAGCUCUCCUUUGGCACGCUGCGUUACAGCCGGCCCCUCUGGUCAACCACCGCCAAGGUAGCAGUGCUGACUAGCGUGAGCGUUGAGUGCGAUGCCAGUCGGGGUCUGCGCUUGCCCGACAACGCCGUCACCACCGUCAAGUGCACCAAGAGCGGCCUCUACGACAACAUUCUGAGCGACUGCCUGCCCCCGCCGACGCAAGAUCCUGCCGUCAGUGUGUUUGGAACUCAACUCGUCAUCGGUGCGGUGUCCGUCGGUGGCGGUGACGCUGCGGUGUCUACCCGACCAGUCAUUCCGGCAGUGGGCGACGUCGAGGACGUCGAGUCCUCGCGCAGCGGUGGAGAUACGGCGCUGAUCGCCUCGCUAGUCACCGUAACCAUAGUGAUCAUCCUUGUGGUGCUGCUCUUUGUGUACUUCAGAGCAAGGAACCCGCAACACAAGUACGCAGCUCCUCCCUCCUCACCCAGUCCUCCUCCUGCCCCGCAGCAGGCCGGCAAGAAGUACAGCUUAGAAGGAAAGGGUCCGCAGAUGCACGGCCAUCUUCCCGCCGCCAUGGUGACAGCCAGCGCCCCUCCGGCGGUGCUGGCCAAGAGAGGACGCACGCUGGAUCGCAUCGUCGACGACCACAACAUCUACGCCAGCCCCGAGACGGUCGACGGUGCUGCUACGACCGCCACCGCCGGGGGAAUUGCCCUGGCGACGACCGCGCCGUCUGCAUGCCAGAUGGGAUCGACGGAUGUGAUAGUGGAGUCGCAGCACUACGCCUCGUGCGACCUGCAAGAGGAAGACACGUACGAGGAUGCAUGCUCCGUGUCCCCAGCCAAAGCAUUUACGCUACCGAGCUCACUCCCGGCUCAGCCCUCUUUCCUGGGCGUCAGCGACUCCAAGCAAGCCGACACGCUUCCCGCCGUCUCGCCAAGUCGCAACAUCACCACCGCAUCCUCCAUUGCCGCCGCUGCAGCCAUGAAGAAAUCGCACGCGUCGGGCGGCAAGCAGCAGGCGCCGAAAACGCAGCGGCCACUUCUACAGCUGAAGCAGCAGCGUCAGAGCAGUGUAGUGCGCCAGACGGCGGCGCUUAACUCCGACUCUGAGUACGAGAACCCGAGCAAUCCGACCAGCCCGCCUUCGUCACCGCCCUUCAAUCACAGCAAGCGAACGCGCGCCGCUCUCAUUCACAGCUUCCAGCAGCAUGCACAGCAACAGCCGAUGCGACCGCAGUCCACGUCGCCACCGGCAAUAGUAUCAGAUAGCUCACCGGGCAGCUCUGUGAAGUCGUCAUCACCUCUACCCGACACCGAUGCCACCAUCUCGCCCAAGGACUCCAUGAAAGGCGGAUCACGGAAGCCGCAACGACCACCGCGAGCACCACCAGCACUACCCGAUGUAGAUGCUGUACUUGCACCCGCGUCCAACGAAACUCAAGAGUCAUCUAGAUCAUCUGAUAAACCCAGCAGGCCGCAGCUUCCAUCCAAGGACAACCGGCCGCAGUUGAAUGACGAUGCCGCCCGUAAGCCGUACAUCGAGGUCAAGCCAUCCGAGCCUCCUCCAACGUACAAAGAAGCCCAGCUGAAUGCAAAAACAUCCUACACCCUGGUGAAGCCGUCCCAGCCUCCACCACCUGCACCCGCACCUGCUGGAGAAGAGACUACCACGUCUAGUGAUGAGCCCGAUGGCGUUCAACAAGCUGUGGAGCAAUCACGAAAUACGUCUGGGCCACCCCGGCUGCCGUCCAAAGUGCACCGACCGAAACUGGAUGACACGGAAACAGAUUCGCUCAGCAGGCCAGUUGAGUCUGUCAAGCCCUCCACGGCACCAAAGCCCCACUCGAAGCCCAUUUCACCUUCCAAAAGCUUCGACUCGGAAGACGGGUAUCUGUCGCCAACAGAGGACAUUGCGAACACUUCAUCGGCAAAGCCUGCGCCGCCUCCGAAGCGAGGUCGGCCAAGCUUGGCAACCCGUCAAGAAUCCGAAGAUAGUGUCCUGAGCAGGACGGACACAACAAAGCCGACGCCACCUCCCAAGCGGGAUCGACCUGUCAUGACGCACAGUGCUAGCAAAGAGGGAAUGUCACAGAUUCGUUCAGCUGACGAGGACGACGGUGAUCGCACGUCCAAGCCGCGGUCGAGUCCACUGAAGGCGUCAUCAUCGUCGUCUUCAACAGACACACCCGGCCCUCGCGUGGCCCCGCCAAGAACUGCCAGCAUGCCCCGUUUUCCCUCGCCGCUACCGUCGUUGCCAAGCGACAAUGCCGGCAAUAGAUGAUACAGACGAUUCUAGAAGUAGCAGAGAGCCGCGACCCUCACCCUGCUUAUAGCGUGAGUGCAGGCCUUCGUGGUGCAAAUCACCAGGCCAACCAUCGCUGAGACACUUGAGAGUAGACGCUAAUAACUACAUGUAUGAUGGCUGUAUGGUUUUCUAUUGCCGACAAAUUUAUGCAGUGCGUAUCCUAGCCUUUGUCACAUGUGAAACUAUCGACGGUUUCGUUUCAUUGAAGAAAUUCAGUUCACCCGACGACUUUGAUCCACGUUUCUGUUUACCUGAAACACACACAAACCCACCGCGCUCAUACAAUGGUGUGUGUUUCUAUAUUGAUAAGUUAUGCCCCAGAUUUCUUUCCCAUGCUCCAUCCAUGCAUACUCCACAUCUGUAAUAUCAUCUUCUGAAGACCAAAUGCAGGAUUAUUAUUUUUCGGUAUUAUCUUUUCUUUAUGGAACUAACUAUGAAUAUUAAUGUCAUGAUUGUAUCCAUCAGUCUUUGUCUUCAAUCUGUUUAGUGGCUGCCAUGUUCAUUA